CACAAAUUUCUCCCUCGCCUUCUGGCCACAAACACACUAACAUAAAGGCGAAAGACGCUCAGACAGUUGGGGUUUGUUCAGAACCAGAAAGCAGAUGGCCAUCAGAGCACCCAUUACGGGAUUAAGUAUGGCUUCCAGGCGGCCUGCUUCGCUACAGCCCCACUCCGUCAUCAGGGCGCCGCCUCUCAAAAACUCUUUCCUUGGAUACGGCGUGAGGGCUUUAAAAGUUACACGUCUACAACUGUCUCAAGCUAACAGAUCCAGAUGUAACAGUCAUGGUGGGGGUGCUCUUGGCUCUCAAAUGAACCUUUUUGAUCGAUUUGCUAGAGUUGUCAAGUCAUAUGCGAAUGCAAUUAUAAGCUCCUUUGAAGACCCAGAAAAGAUCUUAGAACAAACUGUGCUUGAAAUGAAUGAUGACCUGAUAAAGAUGCGUCAAGCUACAGCACAAGUUCUGGCAUCGCAGAAGCAGUUGGAAAAUAAAUACAAAUCUGCCCAACAAGCUUCUGAAGAUUGGUACAAAAGAGCACAACUUGCCCUUGGAAAAGGAGAUGAGGAUCUUGCUCGUGAAGCUCUUAAACGACGAAAAGCUUAUGCAGACAAUGCAAAUGCAUUGAAGGCUCAACUUGAUCAGCAGAAGAGUAUUGUUGAUAAUCUCGUCUCCAAUACACGGCUUUUGGAAAGUAAGAUACAAGAGGCAAGGUCAAAGAAAGAUACCCUAAAAGCACGUGCUCAAUCUGCAAAGACUGCAACCAAGGUGACCGAGAUGCUGGGGAAUGUGAACACAAGCAGUGCUCUUUCAGCUUUUGAAAAGAUGGAGGAAAAGGUUUUGGCCAUGGAGUCUCAAGCAGAUGCGCUUAACCAGCUAACCAGUGAUGAGCUUGAAGGAAAGUUUGCUUUGCUAGAGACCUCUUCAGUUGAUGAUGAUCUUGCAAAUUUGAAGAAAGAACUAUCUGGCAGCACAAAGAAAGGAGAGCUUCCACCUGGGAGAUCGCCAGCUACGAGUGCUAGCUCAGCAUUUCCAUUUCAAGAUACUGAGAUUGAGAGAGAACUGAAUGAACUGAGGAGAAAAGCCAAGGAUUUCUAAUAAAUCUGCCUGUCAUCAAGGAAGGAGAUGCAUUUUCAUGUGGAAAGAGACAAAGCUCAGUCCAUGCAAAAUUUUGAUAUUGAAGAUACAACUCAGGGAGGGUUGGCUGCUGCCGCCACUGCUGCUGGUGAAUGAUGUUUGUAUCCAGGAACAACAAUCUAUUUCCUGACCAUUAUGUAUCAGUCAGUACUAGGAGGAUCUCUUUACUAAUUUUGCCAUUCAAUUUCUGUACAUUUUACCCAAAACUACCUUCUACUGUGCUGUGUUAUUUCUUUCAAUUUUAUUUGACCACUUUGUUGGAUCUGCUUUUUUA
Diospyros lotus (date-plum) is the source of this 1397-nucleotide messenger RNA. RefSeq names its product probable membrane-associated 30 kDa protein, chloroplastic. The record is from RefSeq and is a predicted model, not a curated record. The coding region runs from base 95 to 1084 and encodes 329 amino acids. NCBI's taxonomy places the organism in Eukaryota, Viridiplantae, Streptophyta, Magnoliopsida, Ericales, Ebenaceae. The transcript is spliced from 12 exons.